This is a messenger RNA of Trypanosoma cruzi, 2004 nucleotides long. Its product is annotated as dynein intermediate chain, putative. Gene Ontology annotation, cellular component: outer dynein arm. Gene Ontology annotation, biological process: cilium movement; outer dynein arm assembly. The coding region runs from base 1 to 2004 and encodes 667 amino acids. The transcript has a single exon. The record is from RefSeq and is a predicted model, not a curated record. Gene Ontology annotation, molecular function: dynein light chain binding; dynein heavy chain binding. Lineage: Eukaryota; Euglenozoa; Kinetoplastea; Trypanosomatida; Trypanosomatidae.
AUGGACGGCAAUCAAACCAAUGCGCGGCGCGCCAGCCACAACCCCAACGAGUCCCACCCGAACAACAGUCAGACCUCCGCAGGGCCACCUGACGCCACCGGCGGACAGCAACCGGGCGAGGACCGCGACGCGGUGGUGGAGCGCAUCCUGAAGGGCACGGACCCCAGCGUCAUGUCAACUCCGGUGUACUUCGACUACAAGAAGGAUGCACGCGCCUACCGCUUCUUUCCAAGCGUGGGGCAGACGGCGAGACACUUUUCGCAGGAUGGCAGUACCGUACGAAAGGAUGACCCGGAAGCGGUGCAGCAGGCGGAGGACCGUCAACGCCGCGAGCACGACACAGAACUCGCCGCACGUGCCGAGCUGAACCCGGAUUUGGUCGACGAGGGCGUUUCCACAAGCAUCCUGAAGAAUCAGUUUAACUACAGGGACCGUGGCAACCAGACGAUGAACAACUGCUUGAAGGAACAGUGUGUCAUGACAGACCCGCCGCCGUCGACGAAUUUUAGUGCCAUGGCCACCGCGUGGGAAAUUUAUGAUGCCUAUGAAGAAGAUCGCAUUCAGAACGAAAAGGCCGCAGCGGCAAAUAAAAAGGCCACCGCGCAUCGCACUGGAAAGGAUGAAGAGAAAAUUACUUUACCCGAGGACACCGGCGGAAGCAAAACGUCAGAAGAGAUUUUAAGCUCCUCCGAAUACAGGGAGGCGCUUAAAAUCAUUGAGCGAAUGGUCAAUCAAAAUGAUUGUCACGACAUCAUUGAAGACUUCAAGUAUUGGGAAGAUGAGAGUGAUCUCUACAAGGAGGACGGCAAUUUGCUGCCACUGUGGCAAUUCUUCACGACAAAAGUGAAGCAUCGCGCAGUAACUAGCAUUUCUUUAAACAAUCGCUACAAAGACCUGUUUGCGGUAGGCUUUGGUAGCUACGACUUUCAGCGACAAGGCAAAGGCUCCAUUCACUGUUUUACUCUUAAAAACACCGUACCAACGCUCUCGGGCGUCCAAAUUCCCGCCCACCCGGAAUUUUCAUUUAAUCUGGAGAGCGGUGUUAUGUGUCUUGCAUUUCACCCUGAAGAAACGGCUUUACUUGCCUGUGGUCUACAUGAUGGAUCGGUCUGUGUAUUUGACCUCCGCAUACUCAGCAAGGACGGUAAGGAGAGCGUGAAACCCAUUUGUCAAUCUGAUGUACGUUCUGGUAAACACAUGGACCCCGUUUGGGAGAUUCACUGGUGCACUGGCACCAUGAAUCUUCAGUUCUACUCUAUCAGUACGGAUGGCCGUAUUACCAGCUGGUCAUUACACAAGAAGGAGUUGGUUUUCAAAGAUGUUAUGACACUGACAACAGGUGCAUGCGCCUCGGACCCGGAGGCGAUCUUACUUAGUCGAUUAGGUGGGACAUGCUUUGACUUCUCUGUGGCGUAUGAUGGACUUUUCAUUGCGGGCACGCAGGAGGGCUCUGUGAUGCUGUGUAGCAAAGGGUACAAUGGACAGUGCUUGGUACGUUACGAGGGGCACACCAUGCCUGUGUACACAUGUCGCUGGAAUCCAUUCCAUCCAGACAUCUUUAUUACUUGCUCUGCUGACUGGACGGUGAAACUGUGGCUCAAGAAUUCCACAAAACCCCUCUUGACUUUUGACGCGGCUGACUCCGUUGGCGACAUCGCAUGGGCUCCGUACAGUUCCACCGUCUUUGCGGCAGUCACCUCGAACGGCAAGGUGUUUGUGUUUGACCUGAACAAAAACAAGCGUGAGCCUCUCUGCUCCCAGACGGUGGUGAAGAAUGCCAAACUCACCCACGUUGCAUUUCACAAGGAUGAGCCAGUCGUCUUGGUGGGUGACUCGCGUGGAUCGGUGCUCAUCCUGAAGCUCUCGCCGAACCUGCGCAUCCUGUGCAAACCAAAGAAGGGUGAGCCUGACGAUCCGAAGAGUCUACGCAAGCUUGAGGUGGAGAAGCUCGACCGGCUGAUAGAUAUUACCCUCAGGGAUAGAGUGCUUCUGGGGCAGUUGUGA